AUGAGAAAAUUUAAUAUUAAAUUAGGACUAUUAGGAUUAUCAUUGGUAUUAUUGUUGAUUUUUGGGUUAAGUGGUACGGAUGCAAGGCUACAAGGAGGAUUAGUAAAAGAUGGUAAUAAGAGUUUGUUUUUGGGACUUUCAGAGAUUUACCAGACGAGCAGUUCAGGGUCUUUAGUAAUGGCAGGCCAGUUAUUUGCAGCCUUGUGCUUUAUAUACUGUAUUAGGGGAUUAUCAUCUGAGAAAACUGCAUAUAGAAGCAAUGUAGUUGGAUUUGUAGGCAUGAUGGUGGCAAUAAUUGUUUCGUUAUCAGAAGAAGGUUUUGGGAGUCAUUACUUUGUCUUCUUUUUGACAACAAUUGUAUCAGGAGCUGUUGGAGUUUAUAUAGCAGACACAACUCAAUUAAUUAAAAUGCCACAAUUAGUUGCAGCAUUUCACAGUUUCGUGGGCUUGGCAGCAUUAUUUGUAUCUUAUUCCUAUUUUUACUCUACCAUUGAACUGAAGGAAGGUAUUUCCAGUUUAAGAAGAGUAGAACUGUUUGUAGGAGGGGCCAUGGGCAUGAUAACUUUUGUUGGCUCAGUAAUUGCAGCACUAAAGUUGGAUGAUAUUCUUCCAAGUAAAAGUCCAAAAAUACCUUUAAAGAAUAUCUCAUUAUCAAUAAUACUAUUUUCCAUUUGUAUGACAGGAUUAUCAUUUUGUGUAUCCAGUAACGAAUUAAUAAUAACAACAAACUUACAUUGUGGAAUGAUUCUAUCAGCUUUAUUUGGACUAUUUAUGAUUAUCAGUAUUGGAGGAGCAGAUAUGCCGGUAAUAAUAAGUAUGUUAAACAGCUAUAGUGGCUGGUCUACAGCAAUUACAGGCUUUCUUUUGGAUAACAGCCUGUUAAUUAUAAGUGGUGCUUUAAUUGGCUCAAGUGGAGCAAUACUUUCUUAUAUAAUGUGUAAAGGUAUGAAUAGAGACUUUAUUUCAGUUCUUCUUGGAGGAUUUGACCAAGAAGAAACUGAAAAAAUGGUUGGAGAUACUAAAUGUUAUAUCACAAGUUCAAAAGAAACUGCUGAAAUAUUAGCGGAGUCAUCAAAAGUACUUAUAGUGCCAGGAUAUGGUAUGGCAGUGAGUAAGUGUCAAGACGUUAUUUCUGAGAUAAUUAAAGAAUUGGAAUCCAGAAGUACAGCAGUUGAUAUUGGAAUACAUCCAGUGGCUGGAAGAAUGCCUGGCCAUAUGAAUGUUUUACUUGCUGAAGCAGACGUACCAACUAGAAAUGUCAAAGAGAUGGAAACAGUUAAUGGAUGUAUGCAAGAAUAUGAUUUGGUAUUGGUAGUAGGAGCCAAUGAUAUAGUUAACCCUGCAGCUUUAGACCCUCAAAGCAAGAUUUCAGGAAUGCCAGUAAUAAAUGUUUGGAAAGCAAAACAAGUCGUGGUCUCAAAGAGAUCUUUAGCAUACGGAUAUGCGUGUAUUAGUAACGAACUCUUUACAAAGGAAACGACCAAAAUGUUGCUUGGGGAUUCCAGAGAAAUGCUUCAUCAAGUAUAUAAAACUUUAAAAGGAUGCGCAGGAUUUGUUCCAAGAAGACAGUAUAUGGAUUCAAGGGUAACUGAGGAGACAGAAGAUACUGAAGAUAGCGAAGAAGUAACUACAGCUUUACUUUCUUCUGAUUCUAUUUCAAAACAAAGAAAAUCAUUGAAGACUUUAAGUGGUAUUUUGAAAAACAAAGGGUUGGGAGAAGGAGAGACAGAAUCUACUGGUAUGAAAAAGAAUUCAAAAAAAAUAGCACUUUUGCCAAUAGUUUCAGAACAAGAUAAAACUAUAUUAUUCCCAAUAUCUCCUUCUAAGGUGUAUAAGUUUAGAGAGAAGGGGUAUGAGAUAGCAAUCUCCAGAGAUGUUUUGACUUCAUCGUCUCAAUCCAAAUGUUUCUCAGAGGAGCUAUAUAUGAGAAGUGGAGCUUCAGUAUUUAAAAAUAUUGAGGAAUUAAUCAAGGAAAGUGAUGUAGUGAUCAAGAUGUCUAGGCCAACUGAGAAGGAGGCAAGAUGUAUGAAACAAGGGCAGAUAUUAAUAUGUAAUAUGUAUAUAAGUCAGUAUCAAGAUAAGGAAAAUAAUCAGGAUCAAUUACUGGCAAGUUUAGCAAAGAAUGGUGUAACAGUAAUAGCUUUGGACGAGAUUCCAAGAACUUCUCGUGCUCAAACAAUGGAUAUAAGAACCACAACAAGUACUAUUUCUGGAUACAGAGCAGUGGUUGAAGCUUUAAAUAGUCUUCCAAGAAUCAGUAAAUCAAUUUCCAGUGCAGCAGGUAAUGUGGAGGAGUCCACAAUAUUAGUAAUAGGAGUGGGGGUUGCCGGGCUACAAGCAAUAGCUACUGCAAAGAGCAUGGGAGCCAAGGUUUUUGCAAUGGAUUCACGUUCAGCAUCAAAAGAAGAGGCAGAGAGUUGUGGAGCUAGGUUUAUUCAGGUUCCAAGUGAAGUAGAUACUUUUGGAAAAGAGUCAGGCCAUGAAAAUAAGGAAGUUUUAAUAAGACAGAGAGAUUUGAUUGAAAAGUAUCUUUGCAUUUCCGAUGUAGUAAUUACUUCAGCAUGUAAACCAGGGGAAGAAUGCCCAAUUUUGAUUACAAAAGAAGCUGUAAGGAAAAUGAAGAGUGGAUCAGUAAUUGUGGAUCUCUGCUCAGAAUUUGGAGGUAACUGUGAAUUGACUCAGAAAGAUAAGAUUUACUCAGAUAUCCAGUCAGGAGUAACAAUUAUGGGAAGAAGCAACUAUGAAUUUUCUAUGCCCUUGCAAAGCAGUGAAUUGUUUUCCGGUAACUUAUUGGCUUUAAUCUGUGAAUUAGGGCCAACAUCUGAAAGAUUUAAAUGUGAUUUAAAUAAUGAAAUCAUCUCAAGAAUGUGCGUGGCUCAUGAAAACAAAAUGCUUUGGAAACCUUUUUCGGAGCAGAAUCAGGAAAAAUAUGAAAAUCAAGAAAUGCAGAAAAAGAAGGGCUUACUUCAAACCAUAACAAAACACUCAACUCUGAUCUCUAUAAAAGAUGAUAAUCAAACUACACAAAAGACUGUUACUUUUGCUUCAGAAACUGAGAUUGAUGGGUAUUUCCAAAAAGCUAUGAAAGAGUUGAGAAAUUAUGAUAAAUAUUUGAAUGGAGAAGUAUUCUUUUAUGCUGGAGUAAUGUUUACUACUCUAUUCUUCACAGUAUUGGGUCUGACAAUGACUACAAUCCAAAUUCAAAACAUUUUCUCUUUCAUUAUCUCAACUAUGUUGGGUUACUAUUGUGUAUGGGGAGUUGAUUCUAAAUUACACACACCUCUAAUGUCAGUAACAAAUGCUCUUUCUGGAGUAAUUAUCAUUGGGAGUAUGAUGCAAUACGGAAAUCAUACUGUGACAUACACCACCCUAAUGUCUAUGGUAUCCACAUUCUUGGCUUCCAUCAACACUUUCGGUGGAUUCUACAUUACAAACAAAAUGCUUGCUCUCUUCACCUCUUAG
This is a messenger RNA of Cryptosporidium ubiquitum, 3462 nucleotides long. RefSeq names its product pyridine nucleotide NAD transhydrogenase. Gene Ontology annotation, cellular component: plasma membrane. The coding region runs from base 1 to 3462 and encodes 1153 amino acids. Gene Ontology annotation, biological process: NADPH regeneration. Gene Ontology annotation, molecular function: NAD binding; NADP binding. The transcript has a single exon. Lineage: Eukaryota; Apicomplexa; Conoidasida; Eucoccidiorida; Cryptosporidiidae. The record is from RefSeq and is a predicted model, not a curated record.